GCUGCCAGCCCUGGCCCAUCAUGUAGCUGCAGCACAGCCUUCCCUACCAUUGCAAUUGGAAAAAAUCACUUUCCAAUCUGUUUUGCAAGGUGUGCAUUUCCACUUUGAUUUCCUGAAAGAUCAUCUGCUGCAUCGAUCAAGAAAAACUUCACUUGCAUGAAGACUGCGCGUCUGCAGCUUGAAUCUUUAUUGCAAAACUAGCUACAGAAGAGAGGCAAGGCAAAGUCUUUUGUGCUCCCCUCCCCCAUCAAAGGAAAGGGGAAAAUGUCUCAGUCAAAAGGCAGGAAACGGAAUCCUGGGCUGAAGAUUCCAAAAGAAGCAUUUGAACAGCCUCAGACCAGUUCAGCACCUCCUCGGGAUUUAGAUUCCAAGGCUUGCAUCUCAAUUGGCGAUAAGAAUUUCGAAGUGAAAGCUGAUGACCUGGAGCCUAUAGCAGAAUUGGGAAGAGGUGCAUAUGGGGUGGUGGAGAAGAUGCGACACAUGCCUAGUGGGCAGAUCAUGGCAGUGAAGCGAAUCCGAGCAACUGUGAAUAGCCAGGAACAGAAGAGGUUACUCAUGGACCUGGAUAUCUCCAUGAGAACAGUGGAUUGCCCCUUCACAGUCACCUUUUAUGGUGCACUCUUUCGGGAGGGUGAUGUGUGGAUCUGUAUGGAACUCAUGGAUACCUCACUGGACAAGUUCUACAAACAAGUCAUCGAUAAGGGCCUAACGAUCCCAGAGGAUAUCUUAGGAAAAAUUGCGGUUUCUAUUGUAAAAGCCCUAGAACAUUUACACAGUAAACUUUCUGUCAUUCAUCGAGAUGUCAAGCCAUCUAACGUGUUGAUCAAUACACUGGGCCAAGUGAAGAUGUGUGACUUUGGUAUUAGUGGUUAUCUUGUGGAUUCUGUGGCCAAAACUAUGGAUGCAGGAUGCAAACCUUACAUGGCUCCUGAAAGAAUAAACCCAGAGCUAAAUCAGAAGGGAUACAAUGUGAAAUCUGAUAUUUGGAGUCUGGGCAUCACAAUGAUUGAAUUGGCAAUCCUUCGGUUCCCCUAUGAUUCCUGGGGGACACCAUUUCAGCAACUCAAACAGGUAGUGGAAGAACCAUCACCUCAACUACCAUCAGACAAGUUCUCAGCAGAGUUUGUUGACUUUACCUCACAGUGCUUGAAGAAGAAUUCCAAAGAACGGCCAACGUACGCAGAACUUAUGCAACAUCAGUUUUUCACUCUGCAUGAAUCCAAAGCAACAGAUGCAGCAUCUUUUGUAAAACUGAUUCUUGGAGACUAAAAACCAUUGGACUCAAUCACUUGGCCCUCCUGUGGAUUGGUGGGUUUAGGGGAUGGAGCUUCUUCACUAAAGCAUCAAUAGAAACUUGGCAUUCAGAUGAUGCUGACGCUUAUUUUUUUAACCCUGCCUCUCAAAAGGUUGUUUGUUUAUUUUGUUGUUGUUGUUGUUUAUUUUUUUUCCCAAAGGGGUCUUGGAAUCCAUAGUGUAUAGAAUGAACUGUUUAGUCAGAUGAAAUAUAAUAAGGCUCAGACUUUACAACUUUGAACAGGCGAUUAAAUAUUUAAUGACAUGUCACAAGACUCCUUAACCUUUUCAGCCUUUUCCUGUUCCUCUCCAAGGAGAAUACAUUUGUCUGGGUUAAUAGGUGCUAUGGUAGUUAUGAAGUCCUAUAUAGAUUAUAUUUUGUUCUUCCUAUUGUUUUAGUAUUUAUGCUUGAUUUGAAUAGAUUUUGUUUUAUAUGAGGGAGACCUUAUGAAAGAGGAGGCUGUGAUGUCAAUAUUCAUAAGGCUUUACAAGGAAAAAAGUAAAGAACUUUUGGGCUCUAAAAGGAACAAUUUAAUAUGCAUCCUUAAGAACUUCAAUUAACAACAUUUUCUUCCCAAGAGCCUAUUCCAACUGCUGCUGCUGCUGCUACCAUCUUCCCAAAUACCUUAUCCAAUACUGGGUGUUCAUUAACUAUUCUGUGUGAUGUGGUAAAGUAUCCCAGUACUACUUUGUCUAGUUUUGGAAGAAGUAAAAUCAAUUUAUCGUGGCUCAAAGUGGAGACAUAGCUUGCUUCUCAUGGCAUUUAUGACACUUUUAACUUGAGUGUGAUAUAUAUCUACCCUCCUACAGAAGGAGGGCAUAUGUGUAUGUGUGUGUAUGUGUGUGUAUAUUUGUUUUUGGUAGGCAGUGAGCCUUGCCAAGUAUCUUCUAUUUAUAUUAUUCUGUGUUCAGUAAGAAUGAUUGCUUAUCAGUGUUGUCUUGGGAGCUGGAGAGGGAUGUUAUAUAUCCAACCAAUCAGGGAACUGGUGCCUUCUUCUGGUUCUAUCUGUUCUGAAAUGUGUAGGCCACAAAUGUUAUUUCUUUGUCAUUGUGGCUAAUGGAGUGUUUAUUAUUCUUCUCAACCUCUGCUCAAAUGAAGGAAUCUCACCUUUAAUUAUUUAUCUUCUAAGUAGAAGGGCUCUAUCAGGAAAAAUUUUGGGAUAGGUUGUUGUUCCUUGAAUAAGAUGAGGAGAAUCAGGGAGAGAAGUUAGUACUGUCAUGCUGACUCCAAGUUUUUGUAGCCUGCAAACAGGAUGAAGCCUCCCACUGAUAAUACACAGUCACUGGACACAGGAAAGUUCCAUUGGAACUCUCAGGAGGGUACACUAUCUGAUUCUUUCCUGUGGCUGCCUCUGGAUCUAAGUUCUGUAAUGAUGGACUCUGGGUGAUCAUAAAACCAAGGAGUGCCAAAGCUUCCAAAUAAUUUUUGGAUCUACUAUAACAUUGGAACUCCUUUUGGAUUGGAAAGAAUUCUUACCCAAAGCAUCCUCCUAAAGUAUGAGGACAUCUGAAGUAUGAAGAGGGUUGAUCACAAUUUCUCACAAUGUGGGUCAUCACCUAAACACUAGGAAGCAAUGAUUUGCUCUACUAUGCAUUUGGAAAUGGAAGUACAACCAAAUCUUUUUUUGUUUUUAUUGCCACUGUUUCUUUGGUCUCCUUCACUGUUACCUUUUAAGUGCAUUAGUGCUUGAUGCAUGCAAAUGCCAUGCUUCUUUGUGUCUACUUCACAUGAAAGAGUAUCUCUAUUUCCUACUAUUCUUAUUGCAUCUGUACUGAAAUUGUCACCAAUAUACUUGUCCAGCUUUGGAAAAGGAGGAUUGAGCCAAUGGACAUAUAAAUGUGCUUUUUUUCAUCUUGCUCUGUCUCCCCAAAUUGAGAAGUUAUUUCUGUGAUAGCCUGAGAAGAUGUAAGGAGAAAAAAGCCAAAAAAUUACAAUACACUCAGAUUUGCAUGUUUUUAUUUA
Messenger RNA from Antechinus flavipes (yellow-footed antechinus), 3256 nucleotides. RefSeq names its product mitogen-activated protein kinase kinase 6 (gene MAP2K6). The record is from RefSeq and is a predicted model, not a curated record. Gene Ontology annotation, molecular function: ATP binding; MAP kinase kinase activity. Gene Ontology annotation, biological process: MAPK cascade; protein phosphorylation. The coding region runs from base 265 to 1269 and encodes 334 amino acids. The transcript has 12 exons. Lineage: Eukaryota; Metazoa; Chordata; Mammalia; Dasyuromorphia; Dasyuridae.